Molecule: messenger RNA, 580 nt
Organism: Ascoidea rubescens DSM 1968
Lineage: Eukaryota; Fungi; Ascomycota; Saccharomycetes; Ascoideales; Ascoideaceae
Product: RNA-binding domain-containing protein
Exons: 1
Coding region: 10-339 (109 amino acids)
Biological process (GO): mRNA splicing, via spliceosome
Cellular component (GO): U2 snRNP; precatalytic spliceosome; catalytic step 2 spliceosome
Molecular function (GO): RNA binding
Source: RefSeq, a predicted model, not a curated record
CUAUUUGACAUGUCUAAUAACCAGUUUAAUUCUGAAUUUCCAAUAGUUCUAGUGAAAAACCUACCUUAUGAAGUCACAACACAGGAGUUGUACGACUUGUUCAAUAAGUUUGGAAACAUCAUUGAAGUUAGAAAAGGAAUAGAAAAUCAUUUAAAGGGAAACUGUUUUGUUGUAUAUUCAGAUCUCAAAUCAGCUAAAUCGUGUUUAGAGAACCUUAAUGGCUUUAAUUUUAAAUCAAGAUAUUUGGUUGCUUUGUUAUAUCAGAUAGACAGUCAUAAAAUAAACGAUAUUAAAAAUGAAUUAAUCCAAGUAAAUAAUAAAAGUAUUCAUACAAAAUAGAAUAAAAUAGGGUUUACUAUUAUAAAAUAUUUUCGGAAAGAAUAUAUAUUUUUUUGUAUGUGAUAUGCUAAUGAUAAAAAAUAAAAAGAAUAAUAAAUAUAAAUAUACGGUAUAUAGUAUAUAGUACAACGCAGUAGAUAGUAUUGUUAAUUUAGAAACUCAUAGGUUAUGAAUGAAAUCUCUUCUAAGUAGAUCUUUGACUUGCAAUUGCAUUAUACUUCCUGGAUGAAUAAACAUUAAU